GUAUUCAUCGGCCUUAACGGCGUACGCAUCCUCAGCAUCAUCGCGCUUAUUCUCGUAUUCGCAAGCAACAUUGUUACGCUCGUUCAUGACAUUCAAGCAGUCAACACUGGCCAAGCUCCCAAUGCUACGAUGGAAGUCAUGAUGAACUCUGAUUACAUUUUGUCAAGCAGCGUGCCGAACCAACCAGCCGGCGCUUUUUGGGCUGUCCUCAAUCGUCUGUUCAUCAUCGGACAGACGGUUGUGCUCAUCUUUUCAGAGUUUGGGUUCCCCUCUGCUUUCUUCACCCGCUAUUUCCCUGUCCUUGGAAAGAACUUUGGUCUCGGCGCGUUGGGUCUUAUUCAAAUGCUGAUCGGAGCUGCAGUCCUCUCCCAUCGCGUGGACACAUUCACCCUCGUCUCCGCCUUCUUUCUCUUCUCCAUUGGGUGCUUGAAUGUCCUCCUCGGCCUUAUAUUUCGGGAAGGCGCCAAGUCCAAACGGUCUGUGACGUCCUGGAGGGAACACGCGAAGAGCGCGCUGCCGACACACGUAGGCGGCGUUGAUAUUCGCCCCGUUGUGAACAUGGCUUCUUCGCCGCCCUCGUUUGUGUCGAAUAUGUGGCCGGGGUCAGGGGGUAAGGAUGAGAAGCCGUCUGAUAAAGCGGGCUUUGGGUUUGGUAGGCAGGGAGAGAAGGCGGCGGGGAUGAAGGGGUUUUUGAUCUCGAAGCCUAUUGAGUCGUUGCCGCGAUAUGCACCGAAGCCUAUGCCGACGGGGAAUACGGAGUAUAGCUCCACGACGACGCGUGCUUGA
This is a messenger RNA of Laccaria bicolor S238N-H82, 786 nucleotides long. RefSeq lists its product as uncharacterized. The annotation marks the transcript as partial. The record is from RefSeq and is a predicted model, not a curated record. The transcript has 4 exons. NCBI's taxonomy places the organism in Eukaryota, Fungi, Basidiomycota, Agaricomycetes, Agaricales, Hydnangiaceae.